Messenger RNA from Brachypodium distachyon (stiff brome), 2218 nucleotides. Its product is annotated as dynamin-related protein 1C. Gene Ontology annotation, molecular function: GTPase activity; microtubule binding; GTP binding. NCBI's taxonomy places the organism in Eukaryota, Viridiplantae, Streptophyta, Magnoliopsida, Poales, Poaceae. Gene Ontology annotation, cellular component: cytoplasm; membrane; microtubule. The transcript is spliced from 16 exons. The record is from RefSeq and is a predicted model, not a curated record. Bases 159 to 1997 code for a protein of 612 amino acids.
CGGGGCAACCAUUUGUUGGAUUUCUCAUCUCUGCUCACUUCGAUAGAUCCCAACCUCCACCUCCACAGCGUCCUUGCCGUCCUCCCCCUCGCCGCCGGCCGCCCGCGGAAGCGUUACACCGAGCUGCGGGCGAACAGGCACGUGCGGCCUCGCCCGAGAUGGCGACCAUGGGGAGCCUGAUCGGGCUGGUGAACCGGAUCCAGCAGGCCUGCACCGUCCUCGGCGACCACGGCGGCGGCGGUGGCGCCGGGGGCUCCCUCUGGGAGGCGCUCCCGUCCGUUGCCGUCGUCGGAGGCCAGAGUUCUGGGAAGUCGUCGGUGCUCGAGAGCAUUGUCGGGAGGGACUUCCUGCCUCGUGGAUCUGGAAUUGUGACAAGGAGGCCUCUGGUGCUGCAGCUGCACAAAACCGAUGGCGGGCAGGAGUACGCCGAGUUCCUCCAUGCCCCGCGGAGGAGGUUCUCUGACUUUGCUGCUGUUAGGAAAGAGAUUGCUGAUGAAACUGAUCGCAUGACUGGAAAAACAAAAGCUAUAUCAAAUGUCCCUAUCCAUUUGAGUAUAUAUUCUCCACAUGUUGUUAACUUGACACUUAUCGAUCUUCCUGGACUGACGAAGGUUGCUGUAGAGGGGCAGCCAGAAUCUAUUGUCCAAGAUAUUGAAAACAUGGUUCGGUCUUAUGUUGACAAGCCAAACUCAAUCAUAUUGGCCAUCUCUCCAGCAAACCAAGAUAUAGCAACAUCAGAUGCUAUCAAACUUGCUAAGGAGGUUGAUCCUUCAGGUGACAGGACCUUUGGAGUAGUAACAAAACUGGAUUUGAUGGACAAGGGUACCAACGCUAUUGAUGUACUUGAAGGGAGGUCAUAUCGCCUGCAGCACCCCUGGGUGGGCAUUGUCAACCGUUCCCAAGCUGAUAUCAACAAAAAUGUUGACAUGCUCGCAGCACGGCGCAAAGAGCAAGAGUACUUUCAAAGUAGCCCUGAUUAUGGUCACUUGGCACAUAAAAUGGGUGCAGAGUAUCUUGCUAAGCUUCUUUCACAGCAUUUAGAGGCUGUGAUCAAAGCCAAAAUUCCAAGUAUUAUUGCAAUGAUUAACAAAACCGUUGAUGAAAUUGAAGCCGAGCUGGAUCGACUUGGUAGGCCAAUUGGCGGUGAUGCCGGGGCACAACUUUACACCAUAUUGGACAUGUGUCGUGCAUUUGACCGUGUUUUCAAGGAGCACUUAGAUGGCGGUCGGCCAGGUGGAGAUCGCAUUUAUGGUGUCUUUGACCACCAAUUACCGGCAGCACUGAAAAAGCUUCCCUUUGAUAAACAUCUUUCAUUGCAAAAUGUUCGAAAAGUCAUUUCAGAAGCUGAUGGUUAUCAACCCCACUUGAUCGCCCCGGAACAAGGUUACAGAAGGCUCAUAGAUAGCUCACUCAGCUACUUUAGGGGUCCGGCUGAAGCUUCAGUUGAUGCGGUCCAUUCGGUCUUGAAGGAGCUAGUUCGGAGAUCUAUUGCAGCAACAGAGGAAUUGAAGCGUUUCCCAACGCUUCAAUCAGAUAUAGCUGCGGCAGCAAAUGAAAGCUUGGAAAGAUUCCGCGAGGAUGGGCGGAAAACAGUUAUUCGUCUAGUUGACAUGGAAGCCAGUUACUUAACAGUAGAAUUCUUCCGGAAACUUCCCACUGAACCAGAUAAAGGGGCUAAUAAUAACACUCCAGCCAAUGACAGGUAUCAGGAUAACCAUCUUAGAAGGAUCGGCUCAAAUGUAUCAUCUUACAUUAACAUGGUUUGUGAAACACUAAGGAACACCAUUCCAAAAGCCGUUGUACAUUGUCAAGUGAGAGAGGCAAAGAGAAACUUGCUUAACCGUUUCUAUGCUCAUGUGGGAAGCAAAGAGAAGAAACAGCUGAGCGCGAUGUUGGACGAGGAUCCUGCAUUGAUGGAGAAGAGGGAUUCCCUCGUCAAGAAGCUAGAGCUGUACAAAUCUGCGAGGAAUGAAAUCGACUCAGUUUCAUGGAAAUGAUCGGCUAGAAUGCCACAACUGGAACUGAUUAAACGUUUGCAGCAGAAAUGCUUCAGUCGUUUUGCAUAUGCAGGCUGCUUCCUAUACAUGGGUUUUGUGCUGAGUGUUUUCUAGCUUGUGGGACACGUCCGCGGUUGCUUCAUUGGCCAUCCUUUGGCCUUCUGUAUUAUUCACAUUGAUAUUAAUCCAGAUAUAUAUUCUUUGUUCAGUUGCUGUUUUAA